Molecule: messenger RNA, 5554 nt
Organism: Porites evermanni
Lineage: Eukaryota; Metazoa; Cnidaria; Anthozoa; Scleractinia; Poritidae
Source: the annotation of a GenBank genome assembly
CCAAGGCCAUCAAGGGAAAUACGGCAGCGCGAAGCAAAUUUAGAGAGGCAGCUGAGAGAGACACAGCAACGUGAAGAAAAUUUGCAAAGACAGCUGAGGGAGAUGCGGCAACGUGAAGAAAACUUACAAAGGCAGCUGAGAGAGACACAGCAACGUGAAGGAAACUCACAAAGGCAGUUGAGGGAGAUGCAGCAACGUGAAGAAAACUCACAAAGGCAGUUGAGGGAGAUGCAGCAACGUGAAGAAAACUCACAAACGCAUUUCAGGGAGAUGCAGCAACGUGAAGAAAACUCACAAACGCAGUUGAGGGAGAUGCAGCAACGUGAAGAAAACUCACAAACGCAUUUGAGGGAGAUGCAGCAACGUGAAGAAAACUCACAAAGACAGUUGAGGGAGACACAGCAACGUGAAGAAAACUCACAAAGGCAGUUGAGGGAGAUGCAGCAACGUGAAGAAAACUCACAAAGGCAGUUGAGGGAGAUGCAGCAACGUGAAGAAAACUCACAAACGCAUUUGAGGGAGAUGCAGCAACGUGAAGAAAACUCACAAAGGCAGCUGAGGGAGACACAGCAACGUGAAGAAAAUUUGCAAAGACAGCUGAGACAACGGCUUGGAAACUAAAAUUUGAUAGCAUUUUGUUUUGAAUAAGGGUAUGCGCAUGAUUUUCAGUUGAACAUGCCUAGCGAGCGUAAAAAUCGCAUCCAGUCUGAGGAUUAAUGAGAGAGGGAAAAUUUUAUACAUUUAGGCAUGAUAAAAUUCAAGGGAACAUUGGUACUUAAAAAUAACAUCUCAUAGGCAUGGAAAAAAUGGGUUCAUGCCCUCGAAGCCCAAAAUUGACCCCAGCUAAACUUAGGUCCCAGAUCUCUCGCCGGGUUGAUAAUUCAUUCCCAGUUUCUGCUCCUCUUGUUUGGCAUGCCGGGCAUGCCGAUGGUGAAGCCAUUUGGUUUGGCAUGCCCGGCAUGCCAGGCAAGAAAUUGGCAUGCCCAGCGAGACUGAUUUUGAUUUUCGCUUCAGCAUCAUAUCCUGCGAAUCACAUGUAAUCGCCAAAUAUAUCUUAAGGAGCUUGAAGUUACAGGUUUCAUGCCUGGCAAUAAAUGCAGAUUAUAACAAAGAAAGUCAUGUUUGUCACAAUGUGUGUCACGGGAUAGACUGGCAAAACUGAAGAGAGAAGCCUGGAUUUAUAAAUAAAAAGCACAACAAAACAACAUUAUUCAUGCAUAAAAUAGAAUUCUUAACUUGCAAUCAAAGAUUAAUCCUUUUAUUUCAAACCGAUACUGACAUUUCUGGGUCCAGAUUUAAAUUUGAUCGCGGAAAAGCGUCUUAAACAAUAAGAUAACAAAUCUUCUCAGUAUAAACUUAUCCAUGCUUAAGUUUUAUCGCGUCGGAAUGUUUCCCGGUCAACAGCAUUAAAAGACUGGUGAAAAUGAAGCUUACCAGGUCGUUCAAGUCAGUACGAGAGUACGAAGUUAAUACUGCAAAGACGUUCUGAUUUGGUGAAUUUGGACUGCCUUCUCAGAGAGAUUUUGCUUAGUUUUUCAGUGCGCUCCUUGUCGGCUAUGCGAAUCUCGCAAACUGUUUUACUCCUUGCUGACGAUAGUCCUUUGAGCAACGUCAUCUGCGUCAUCCGAAGAUACCCCGAGCACGCACGAAAUCGGCCGAAUUUCCGCAGAAGUGUUUUCGGAUGACGAGGAAUCUAGUUUGUUGUAGCGUGGCAGUUGUGGCGUCACGAUGUCGUCAUGUCUCUUCGCACUUGUUUGUCUUUUUUUUCUGCGGUGCAUGGUUGAGAUGUUGGUGAAUGCUGGACAAGAAAUGGAUUCUGCGAGAGACUGUAAGUACAAAUUUAGUAUUAAUUUGGUAAAGAAAAAGCCUGAAUAUCGAACAAAUCCCGUGAAUUAUCCUUUUGGCAUUCAGUUUAUCUUGCUGUUGAGCAUGCCUAAGAACUCCGGCAUAAGUGGUUGUCAACUUGUUCACUUCGGAUUGUUUCUGUUUGUAUGUCUUGUAAUCUUCUUCUGCUGCUAAGAAGACUAGAGAAAACUUCAAAAAUAAGAAACCAAAGCUAAAAAAAGUCAGUUCUAAUUUUAUAGCUCGAGUAUAAUUAUUUUUGGCACCUACGGUCAUAUUUUUCCACUGUACUGGUAAAGUUACUUAUUUUUGCUGCAUAGUUUGACUGUUGUUUGAAAGACAAUCAAACGGAUAUUACAAUCACUUUUGGAGACAAAAUAAAAUAUCCGUAAAUCAAAUGCCAAAAUCAGAUUUGGAUUUCGCUUUAAAAAAAUGAACAUGCUGCGCGUGUCAAUGCAAAGUUGUAAACAACUCAAUAUAAGCAGUCUGUGAAUGUGCGUUUAGGUCCACAAAACUAAUUUUUCUUUUGGACAUCUCAUCCAAGCAAAGACUUAAGGCUUACAUUGCUUGUCUACGAGUGUACUACAAAAUGCUUUGCUACAGUAAGCCUCUGAGAGGCGAUUCUGGUAAAUUUAUAGGACGCUAAAAUGCAAAUAAUUCUAAGCUUAAACAACCUGGCUGGGUCCGACUUUUGAAUUACAAAAUGUUCAGGUUUGCCGGCUCUACUUUAAAUGAACAUGGUUUUUGAAAUGAUUUUGUAAUAUUUUAACCCGAAAAUUAUGAUUGGGUUAUAAAGCUUUUAAAACGGACGAAAACUAAGCUAAUAAACAUGUUCAAUGUAAAAAACUAAGAUUUAGUCGCUUUUUCAACUUUGCUUUGUGGGCCGAAAAAUUUACCUUUACGCAAAAACAAAAGCAAAUAAUGAGGCUUUUAUUGGACAUAUUUUCUGAGAAUUUUAUCUGAUCAAUUUAAUGUCACUAGCAUUGUUUUCGUAUAGGAAUUUUCCUAAUUAAAUGAGCUUUUAAUUUAAUAAUUUUGAUACUCUAUAAACUUCUCAUUUGAUAGCCUCACUUUUUUAUACACCGAUUGAGAAACAAAUUCGCUCUCGUUAAAUCCUAUUUUAUGACCUAUUUAUUAGAACUCUAGGUAACAUACGAAAUGAUGUAACCGGACAGGCUUUAACCUUUGGUCCUAAUUUAUUUUUUCUUCGCAACCCCUAAUCAGUUGACGGGCCGUGAAAGAAUAUCGCCACAAAAAGAUGCGAAAAAGUUUUCGCUGAGUUUCCUUUACAUAUUCCGGCUUUAUAUGGGUCUACACCCCAAUUGCCUGCUUAAAAAUGAAACUGUUGUUCAAUUAAGUGUCAGUCAAACUCGGUAUAAUCUUGACUUGCAAAUCCAAAUGCAAAGGUUUAUUUCGCAGUAGAAAAGCGUGUAAACAUCAUCGAACAGCGCAAUGUAAAUUGGCUAAUGUGAAACCACGUUUCUUUCACUUUAUUUACCAUGUAUUUAUCUCAAUUGCACACUCUUGUGAAAUUAGCCUCAGACAAUUAGUUGCGACCUUUAACAGACUCAACAAGCCAGUAUGAAAAUAUGUUAAGAGAAGCUGAGCUCUACAUGUUCUAUUUCUUUUUUUCAUAUUGCCCUUGCAUGUGUUAAGAUUCCAUUUCUUUUUUGUUACAGGUAACUUCCAGACAUGACGAGGAGAUAAUUACUUUUCUAGAGAGCAAUCCUUUGAUACCGUCAGUUAUUACUGUCUACUUUGAGUUAAAAACGAAGAACACAGACACUGGUAAUGACAAAAAAACAUUAAUCCCUGGCAAGCCUACAAAACAAGAAAGAGGAACUCAGACUCCUUAUCAAAAUGUGAAACAAGAUAAAAAGAGCUUUUCUAACGUAGGGAAAAUUGCGUUCGAGAGAUUUGUAAUUGCAACGUUAUAUUCAAGCACAUUGCAUUGUCAAACAUCAUAAUUUACUGAAUAAUGAACAGUGAUUUUGGGGCUUAGCUCAGUUUGUAAUGAACUUUGAAAGAUAUUCUAUAACCUUGUAUUUUUAAAAGCUCUUAUGGAACAUAGAUGCAUUUUAUUAUACAAUGAAAAUAGUCUCUGUCUCUCUUUUUACUGAUUUCAGUCAAUUCCAAUUUAUUCGCAAUGUGAAAUGGGAAUCCUAUUAAAGACUCAUUAAAAGGGGUGAGGAGGUUUUACAAUCCCCCAACAGGUCAUCUCCACGAUGACGCUGUUUUAUUACUUCGGCAGAAUCCCUCAGGGUUUUACUUUCUUGUGAAAAUUAGAGCUUUUGUUAUUUAAACUUCGCUGGGACAACCAAAUCUAUGAAAAUGAAAGGAAUAGCAAUGACGUCAUCGUGUAACCGUACAUCAAAAGAUAAGCACUGUGAUCUGUUUAUUUUUUUUUUAGCCAGGCUUAAAAUAUCUGUAGAUUCAAGGAAUUAUAACCUGUGCGUUGAAACAUGCCAGAGACCGAUUUUGGCAUGCCCGGCAUGACCCAGAUUAUGGCACGCCCGGCAUUCCAGAGAGUUUAGCAUGCCGGGCAUGUCAGAAAAUUUGGCAUGCCCGGCAUGCCGGGGAUUUUGCUGGGUAUGAAUUACUUAUUACUAGAACCUAGGCUUCUCGCGGCCUGGGUGAGAAGGUCACAGAACCUCAAAUUAAGCUUACAGGGCAUGCGAAAUUCUGUUGCAUGCCAAUUUCAAUGCAAAACCACUCUGGGGCCACCCCCUCUAUUACCAGUGAGCAAAUCAUUGACGAUAGGCAUGGGAAAAAUCCUUGCAUGCUAACCAACAUUGAAAACGUAGCAGAAAUGUCCUCAAUUGCUGAGUCAUGCCCUAGGGGAGGCUUUAAAAUACAGAAUUUCCUGACAUGGAUGAGGGAAUUUUCCGUAAACAGCAUGUGAUCAUGCCGGCUAGGACGUAUUGCCUCCGUAUUGCCCCUUUUUACAGCUAGCUAGGCUCAUUUUUAGGUUCCAUGGCCUGAAAUGACGAAAAAUUCAUGCCCUAAAUGUAAAAAGUCCAAAAACGUCCUCAAAAUUUUAGUUUCCAAGCCGUUUAGAGAAAAAGAUCAGGAAGUAAAUGAGCUAGAGUUAAGUCUUUCCUUAGCUCAGCUAACAAUAAGUGAACAGCAACAACAGGAAACAUGCGAUUGGCUCAUUUCCCGCGAUGAAAUUCAAAUGACCAAUAAAUGCCUUGGCAGCGGAGGCUGGGGAAGUGUUUAUGAAGGCGUGUAUUGUGGCUGUACUGUAGCGGUAAAGCAAAUUCAUGACCUGAUUCUCUCCCCUCAUAACAUACUUCUUUUUGAGAGAGAAAUGAAUAUUGCAUCCAAGUGCCGCCAUCCUCACUUGCUUCAGUUUAUCGGCGCCACUAACGAUGAAGGAAACCCUCUGUUUGUGACCGAGCUGAUGGAGAAAAGUCUGCGAGCUCUGUUAGAACGGCAACAUCUCGCCGAAAUAGAAAUACGCGUAAUUUCUCUGGAUGUAGCCCGAGCAAUUAACUAUCUUCAUCAGAAGAAACCAGAGCCUAUCAUUCACCGGGAUGUGAGCAGUGCGAAUGUGUUGCUAUGGCGACAGGGUGACCAAUGGAGAGGCAAAGUUUCAGAUUACGGCACUGCUAAUUUCAUGCAGCGGACCAUGACAGUGGCUCCUGGAGCUAUGAUUUACAGCGCUCCUGAAGCGCUUACAUCAAACCAAACAGUCAAGGUAAGUUUCUAA